Messenger RNA from Brassica rapa (field mustard), 3809 nucleotides. RefSeq names its product glycerophosphodiester phosphodiesterase GDPDL4-like. Lineage: Eukaryota; Viridiplantae; Streptophyta; Magnoliopsida; Brassicales; Brassicaceae. The record is from RefSeq and is a predicted model, not a curated record. Gene Ontology annotation, biological process: lipid metabolic process. Gene Ontology annotation, molecular function: glycerophosphodiester phosphodiesterase activity.
CUCGUCAUUGGAUGAUGAUGUCAUGAGCCAUGAUGACUCAGUGAUCAAUACGUCACGUGUGAUCAUGAAGACCAUGUGGGGCCCGCCAGUAUCAUUGAUCAAUCAAUCAUCCACCGCCAUCUUAACCAAGAAAAAAUACUGUUCAGAGAGUUUAUAGCAAUGGGCCAAUGGCCGAGCGACUAUUAUCCAUUUUAAUCAAUUUUUAUAAUAAUCGGAAGUUUACAGAAAAACAAUCGAAAUGUAUGGGUUUUAGUUAAUUUUUGAGAUCAUAUAUUCAGCCAGCAUUGAACGGAUACGAUAUGAAAUAAUUGGUUUUGGACAUUCACCAAAACUGUUGAAAGUACAAGUAAAUUUCCAGACUUCCAGUUUCAUGCACAUUACUAUACACUAGUGCAUGCCUAUAGUUUAGCUGAUUUUGGAAACAGGUAGGUCGUAGACUCGUAGUAAUAACUAACAAGUAGGUGGUAGUAAAUGUAGAACGCAAUAACUAUGCUAAACACACAAAAAUGUUUACCAAUUACCAAACCUGUAGAACAACCAAAUAUCUUUACUAUUUAAGAUGUCCAAGUAGUUUAACUAAGUUUUUCAUGAUUUUUUUUUUUUUUUGAAAAAACUAAUCACAGGAAUUUCAACUUUCAGAUAAAAACAUUCACAAUCGGUAAAGCUUGUUUCAAACUUUCAAUACUCAAAAACAAAACUAUAUAUUUAAAGAAUUUUCAUAAAAUUUAAAAUAAUAUAAAUUAUAAAAAGAUAUUUUAAGCUAAAAAACUUUCAGAAUUAAAUACCCCUAAUAAAACAUAAAUAUUCUGUAUAAUUACAUUUGAGAAAUUUGGGUUGGAAACCUUAUUAGAGAUGUUCUACAAUAAAACAAUCACAAUUUCAAAAACCAUAACAUUAGUAAUAAUAAUUCUUUAUUGAAUAAAUUUUAUAUGUUUUAAAUUAAAUUUUACUAGAAAAUUAAAUUGCAACACCCAGUAAUGUUACUCCCAGCAUUAAAUUAUGUGAAGACAUACAUAUAAACAGAGAUUUUUGUGUAAGAAACAGGUUUUUUGUUUUGUUUUGCGUGCUAACUAAAUUAUACAUUUAUUUAGUGGAAUUUUUGUAUUUUAAGUGGAAAGAGUUUCUGUUUUCACAUUUAAAUAAAUCAACGAUCGUAUAAAUUACAAGAAGAAUUCCACAAACCCCAUAAAAGCUCUUUUUCUUCUCUCUUCUCACUUACUCACACCGAAUCUGUCUCAGAGAAGAACGAAGUAGGUGAAGUCUCCGCCGAGAUAACUCAGUUUCACCGAUGAUCACAUCAUACAUGCAAGAUAACCCAUCAAUGUUUGUGUCUCGAGCUUCCAAGUUCCUACUCUCUGUUCUCGUCUUGAUCCAGCUUCUACCUACUCAACUCCUUGCUCAAAGAUCCAAAUCUCCAUGGCAGACACUCACUGGAGAGGCUCCUCUUGUCAUUGCACGUGGUGGGUUUUCUGGGUUGUUUCCAGAUUCAAGCUUCAAUGCUUACAGUUUCGUAGCGUCCACAAGUGCUCCCGACGCUGUCUUGUGGUGUGACGUGCAACUCACAAAGGAUGGAGUUGGGAUCUGUUUCCCUUAUGUAACCAUGUAUAAUGAUUCUAACGUCCAAGAGGCUUACCCUAAAAAGAAAAACUCUUACCUUCUUAAUGGAGUCCCUACUCAGGACUGGUUCACGGUUGAUUUCACCUCCAGGGAUCUGAACACCGUGUUCUUGACCCGAGGAGUAUUAUCACGGUCAAAUGCAUUUGAUAACACCCAAAACGUGAUUUCAACGGUUCAAGAAGUAGCUUCAGAGUUCAAACCUGCAGGGUUUUGGUUGAAUGUUCAGCACGACGCUUUCUACACGCAGCACAACCUCAGCAUGAGCAGCUUUCUUCUAACAGUAUCCAAGACUGUGAUCAUUGACUACCUAUCUUCCCCUGAGGUGUCUUUCUUCCGGAACAUAGGUGGCCGGUUUGGUAAAACCGGACCAAAGUUUGUAUUUAGGUUUCUAGACAAAGAUGACGUUGAGGUGUCGACUAAUCAAACCUAUGGAUCUCUCAUGAAAAACCUAACAUUCAUCAAGACCUUUGCUUCUGGUGUUCUUGUUCCCAAGUCUUACAUAUGGCCGGUGAAAGACCAGUACUUGCUUCCACAUACAUCAUUUGUUCGAGAUGCUCACACAGCAGGGUUACAAGUGUAUGGAUCAGGUUUUGCAAAUGAUUUUGAUAUAGCGUACAACUACAGUUAUGAUCCGUUAACUGAGUACUUAUCAUUCAUGGACAACGGGGACUUCUCUGUGGAUGGUUUUCUAUCUGAUUUUCCCUUAACCGCAUCGUCAGCUAUUGACUGUUUCUCCCAUCUUGGAAGUAAUGCUUCAACACAAGUGGAUUUUCUUGUUAUAUCGAAAAAUGGAGCAAAUGGUGACUACCCUGGCAGCACUGACUUGGCCUAUACAAAGGCUAUCAAAGACGGUGCUGAUAUCAUCGAUUGUGCGGUUCAAAUGUCAUCAGACGGGAUCCCCUUUUGCUUAAACUCAACCAAUCUUGGAGAGAGCAUGAACAUUGUCCAAACUCCUUUCAGAAACCGCUCAACAACUGUUCCUGAGUUUAACUCACUUGCUGGACUAUACAGCUUUAAUUUGGCAUGGUCUGAGAUUCAGACCUUGACACCUGCUAUUUCAAACCCCUACAGCAGGAAUUUUCACAUGUUUAGGAAUCCGAGGGAGAGAAGUUCAGGGAAGCUUGUUUCACUCUCCGAGUUCCUGAACUUGGCGAAUAACUCCAGCUCACUAGUUGGUGUUUUGAUCAACGUUGAGCAUGCAGCAUACCUGAGAGAGAAGCAAGGACUCGACGUUGUUAAAGCAGUUCUAGACACACUCAAAGAAUCUGGUUACAGCAACGCGACCAAAAGGGUUAUGAUUCAGUCAUCUAACAGCUCAGUCUUGGUCGACAUCAAGAAACAGAGCCGGUACGAGACAGUGUACCAAGUGGAAGAAACAAUCCGCGACAUCCAAGACUCUGCGAUCCAAGACAUCAAGAAGUUCGCUGACGCUGUUGUCGUCGGAAGAUUUUCGCUCUACCCGAUCAGCGCUAGCUUCAUCACCGGUCAGACUAAUCUAGUGGAGAGGCUACAGAAGUUUAAGCUUCCGGUUUACGUUGAAACGUUCCGGAACGAGUUUGUCUCUCAGGCGUAUGACUUCUUAUCUGAUGCGACUGUGGAGAUAAACACGCAUGUUACUGGAGCUGGUGUCAGUGGAACCAUCACUGAGUUCCCUCUCACUGCCGCCAGAUACAAAAGGAACAGGUGCGUGGCCCGCAAAGACACGCCUGUUUACAUGAUCCCGGUUCGGCCAGCUGGCCUGUUAGAAAUCGUGAGUCCUACUUUUUUACCUCCAGCUGAAGCACCAAACCCGGUUAUCACAGAUGCUGAUGUCACUGAACCACCACUUCCUCCGGUCACAGCCAAAGCUCCAACCACCAGCCCUGGACCCUUACCAACUGAUAAAAAAGCUCCUAACGGACAAACACGAGUCACUCUAUCUGUUUUUCUUUCUGCAUUCGAUGUGGUUCUUGCCUCUCUUCUACUUCUGUGAUCACUAUUGACUGAAGUCCUCAGAAACUUGUUACCUCCUAACGGCUCUUGAGAUUCUUGAUUUCUAUUGGGGUUUUUGUUUGUUCAUAUUCUUAUAGUUAUCAUGGGGAUUUGUUAUUGUAGCAUUAUUUAUUGUAAUGUUAAGACUCUUGUGUGCUUUGUAGUAUUUAUGAGACUAACAUUAUUGCUUGAUUAAACAAAUUUAGUCGCAUUUAGAUUUA